This is a messenger RNA of Paramacrobiotus metropolitanus, 2405 nucleotides long. RefSeq names its product homeobox protein MIXL1-like. Gene Ontology annotation, molecular function: DNA-binding transcription factor activity, RNA polymerase II-specific; RNA polymerase II transcription regulatory region sequence-specific DNA binding. Lineage: Eukaryota; Metazoa; Tardigrada; Eutardigrada; Parachela; Macrobiotidae. The coding region runs from base 1548 to 2405 and encodes 285 amino acids. The record is from RefSeq and is a predicted model, not a curated record. Gene Ontology annotation, biological process: regulation of transcription by RNA polymerase II. The transcript is spliced from 5 exons.
GUCAUUUGCGGUGCGAAAUAAGCCUGCGCGAUUAUCCCCGAAAGGUCACCCUUCGUCCUACACGUUGGCAUUUACGAUUCUGCGCAAUUCUUCUCAAAGUGACUAACAUGCGAAGAAUGCGGCAACAAAGUGGCUGGCUAAUCAGUAUGGAUUUGUUGUUUGAGCCGCUGUGAGUUAGUAAAUUGGUGAAUUGGCAAUUGAUUGCUGGUAGCGUAUUGUGUGGCUGUGUACACAAGGCCGCAAUUGAUUCCGCUGCCGACGGGCAUCAGUGGACGGAGAUUGCGCAAAGUGGCCUAAGCGGAUUGGCCGGCUUCUAAGCCAGCUAAAGCGGAUUCCUGGCUUUGCGGCUCAUUGUCGAGUAAGCGCAUUGUGCGGCAGUGCAUCGCUGUACUGUACAUGUUGGGUGAAUUAAGGGAAGCCCUGGUUGUUGUCUUGUCUUGAGCGUGUCCCGCUUCUUCUCGUUGCCGGGAUUAUCCGCUGUUCCGCUGGCUGCGGGAUUGAAUUGGGCUGGAUUGGGCCGGAUUGGAGGGAAUCGCGGACGGGAUGCGGCUAAUCGGCUAAGCGAUUCUAAUCGCAGAUCGCGGAGAGAAGGGAAUUCAUUAGCGAUUAGUGUGGACUUAGGCCGGGAUUGUUAGCAACCCAAUACCUACGCGUACAGAUAGACGCUGUAGCCAGCCGAGCCCAUCUCCAUCUCAUCCGCUCAUUCCGCUAUUUUACCCGAACUGAAGCGCCGGGAUUCGGGACUGGGAUUUCCACGACAGCCGCUGCGGGCAGAGCUCGGGACAGUCGACUACUUGCUCUUGCUGCUUACGAGAAUCGGAUGAAAAGAUGUAGGCCGAUGCGGCAUUAGCAUCAGCAUCAGCAUUAGUGGGCCAUUAUCCGCCUCGUGAAUCUCUGAUCGCCAAUUCGCCGUUAAUGCCGGCAGCAGUAUAAUUCCAUAUUGGCCGGGUACUGUGCACUGUCGUGCAGCGGAAACACGACGUUGGUCGUCUUGGAAUUGGGGAAUCCUUGCAAUUCUGGCUAUCGGCUAAUCGGAUUAAGGGCCACUUGGUCGGCAUAGGUAGAUAGGUCGGUCCUCUUUCUCCCGUCCCGCUGGCCCGGCGUUAGCGCUGCCGGAUAGGAAAGGAUCCGCACCGGCACCGGCAUUCCUUGGUCACACGCAUCCGCAUCCACUCACCUGUGCAGCACAUGUACCCUGUGUAUGCAGUUCAGAAGGCGACGCCGUUGACUUCGCUUUGUGCGCUGCUGCUAGUCAGUGCUGUUGUGGGGCUGUUCACAUCCCGACACAACUGCGACCAUUGCCCUCCGAAGGAGACACGGCGAAUUGUUAGGCUACUGGAUCGCCAUGGCCGCGUGCUGCCAGUGACGUCUACUGGACGUCCGGUUUUCUGGAUGAGUGACUAACUGAAACCUACGUCGUCAGCACGAUUUAUACGGAAUUUAACUGCUGCUUCUUGGCCGGCCAUCACAUUAUUCAGUUAGGUAGUGCAGGAAACAAGCCGCCGGAAGUACAGCCUACCUUCGACCGCGUCAGCAGCACGGGCAGCAUGCAGCCGUACUACGGCGCCCCGGUGGGCUCGGCGCUAAGCUACGUCCCGGUGGCCCACCUGCACGCCCACGGCCCCUUGAACCACGGUCCACUCCCGGGCCUCUGCGACACCGUCUACAACCUGGCCGCCCUGCAGCCCCUCGGAUGCGGCACCGCCCCCAACAUCAGCCUCCUCUUCCCGCCCUACCCCGCCCCCCUGCCCAGCCACACCUACCGCGCAGACAGCACCUCCAGCGCCGUGGCCCGCAAGCAGCGCCGCAGUCGCACGGCCUUCACCAACCACCAGCUGGGCACCCUCGAAAAGACCUUCGCCAGCACCCACUACCCGGACGUCGGCCUGCGUGAGCAGCUGGCCCUCUGCACCAACCUCCCCGAGUCCCGCAUCCAGGUGUGGUUUAAGAACCGGCGCGCCAAACACCGGAAGCGCCUGAAGAACCGCCCCUGCUCCCCGGACGACGACGGCUCGGACCUGGAAGCCCCGCGGCCACCCCACCGCCUCCCCUCCCCGGUGCCGGUUGCCCUGAACGCCCGCGUCUCGGUCAUUAAGAGCACCAACACCCUCCUGAAGCCCCCGCGGCUCGACGCGACGGCCCUGCCGCCGGCGCCGCUGCCUGCAAGCGCCCCCGCCCCGCAGGGCGGUUACCCGGCCCCUUUCUGGUUGACCGGCGGUGGCUACUACACCUCCGCGGACCUGCCCAGCGGAAUGAAGGCCGAGCGGACACCGGCGGCGCAAGAGUGGACCGGCGCGGCUGUCCAGGCGGCGGUGACCUUACCGGACAGUAUUCAGCACCUGCGCAGUCGGGCGCGCCAGCACGAGGCGGCCCUGCAACUGCAGAGCGCCUGCGGCGGCCGUUAA